Messenger RNA from Dibothriocephalus latus, 1545 nucleotides. The record is from the annotation of a GenBank genome assembly. Lineage: Eukaryota; Metazoa; Platyhelminthes; Cestoda; Diphyllobothriidea; Diphyllobothriidae.
CCAAAUUUGGUCUGCAUGAUGUUCGAGUUCGCAGAGAACUUUUGUGCUCUGGGCCUCAAUGAUGUGGAAAUCGGCCUCUUUUGCGCAGUUGUGCUUACAAAGCCAGAUCGACCAGGUCUCUCGGAUCCACCGAAGAUUGCCAUCAUUCAGGAUCGCCUGUUGACUGCCCUAAGACUUCAACUGGAAAAAUCUUCCGCACAAAAUGGUCGACUAGCGCAGGUUGUUCUGGCAAUUAAUCAACUUACGAGCCUUGGUCAGGCAGCACAAUUAAGCAUCAGGUGGUAUCGCGAGAACUGGUAUCGUACCACUUUGGCACCGCUGUACGCAGAAAUUUAUGACGUCCCCCACGAGGAGGCGGCGGUGGCAGCAGCAACAACGUCGACAGUGCAAACCACCACAAACACCACAAGGACGUCAUCAGAGACCGUGAGACAACAGCAACAGGCACCAACAUCACCGACGCAGGUGAACAGUGGUCAGGACUACAGAAGUAGCCUGUGUGGGGAAUUUUCCACCGCAGGUUACAAUGUGGGUUAUCCCUCAUCAGAUGACAACCCUGUUGACUUUGGUUCCUCGCCGAACCCCCAAACCGUUGUGCAUCAUCAGUAUCAACGCACGGAAGAUGCGGCUCGAUUCGCUCUCCGGGCUCAAGAAAGACAACAACUGGACGCACUCAGACAGUCGCAUAACUUUUAUAGCGAAUUUAUGAGCAAUUUCGACCAACCAGCACGGUCACAGCAGCCGCAACAACCGGAACAACAAACACAAGCACAUAAACAACAGCAAGAGGUAUUUUUAAGUGUCAGCUCAGAACCUGUUUAUGUUGAAGAGCCAAUGCAAGCGGUUGAAGAGAGCGUCCCGAUCCAACCAUCCGCAGGAACGUAUGAUCCAGGCUUUAACGCCUUUUCCACGGACAUGGCCGUCGUCGAGAAGCAGCUAUCACCAGUGGCGGAGCAGCGACCACCGCUGAUUAAACUGGAACCGGAGACCGGUGUCUACGCUCAGUCCAUUGAGGCCAUGGGUUUGAAGAUCGAGCCGCCACCCGUUCCGACGAUGUUGGAGUUGCCUAGCGGCACCUCUACGAGUACCUAUCCGGACAGCCAGUCGCGAUCUCGAAGUCUCAGUUCACCGGGCCCUCUAUCAGCCGCUUCACUCUUUACAGGAUUUGAGAACCAGUUGUCCUCGGAAAUGGGCAAUGCUCAAUCUCUUUGUCAGCUACUCGGCGUGCAGACGGAGGAGGGAAAUGAUCAGGAGGUUGAUAGUCAACAGGUUUGGAAAUCUGCCCUGCUCGCUCUACGGGAUCGCGCUUACAAUGUUGGUGUCCACGAUUCAUCGGAGACGGACGCAAUUAGAGCUGCCUAUGAGAAACAGUGGUCAUCAGAUGAUGGGAAAGAGCGAAACGACGGUGAAGAGGGAAAUACCGCCUCUACCAUCGCUGUGAUGUCCAUACUCCCGCAGGUUGAGGUUUGCAGUGGAGCCACGACUCAGCCGGAAUGUGGAGCGGAAGAUGACGGAACCCCGAUCGACCCAAGAGACCUUCGGUAG